AUGUCCGAGGGUGAUGUCGAGCACGUUUCUGGCCUCUAUGGCGGCAGUCCUCGUCAGUUCCGGCGCCUAUCCUCCCAAAGCACCACCGAGUUCUUCUAUGACGCUCUUUCGAACGGCUCUCGUGAUGACCCUCUAGCCGCGCUGUCCUCCCCUCCUCUUCCCUCGCUGUCGGGUAAAACGUAUCCCUCUCAGCUGGGUCUCACAAGCCUGCAACCCUUUCCUGCACCUACAAGCAUAACCCUGGAAGACCAUCGCGACAGUUACGGCCGAUCCUCGCCUGACCCAGACGACUAUUAUCGGCCACAUCUGCCCACGGUGGCUGCAAACGACGAAGGUGAUCUCGACUCGAGUGGUCGUCUCAUGGUGGAGGUCAACGGCGACGCAGCCGCAGAGCAACGUCCCAGACACUUCCAGCGUGUGUCUUCAGUACCACUACACCUGUUAGAAUCGUCAAACGCACACUUGGGUCAACACCGUUCGGCUUCCGAUUCAUCAUAUAAAGGCGUCGGGCACGAAUCCACCUGGGGAUCAUCAUCAGCGCGGGCUUCAACGGCAAGGUCAGGGCAAACAUCAUUCAAAGACUUAAUAAAUAAGUUCAACAACAACGUCGAUCACGUACUUCCUGUUCCAACCACAUCCACAGUCAGGUCACGGGUAACCUCGAGGCCUGCCACUCCGACCAGUCCCACCGAAGGCCCUUCACAUUCUAGAGCCCUCCCUCGCCUGCGAGAAACACACAACCUUCCGACGAGACAGCACUCUUACCACUGGCAUCCCACGAGCGUAUUUGAUACGGAUUCUUCAUCCGACCUCAUUCCACCCCCACUCAGGACGACUGACAUCGACAGCAAUCCUUCGAGUAACGUGACAUCCUCGGACGCGAUCCUUCGACGGCCUCUGCUUGGGGAAACCCUUCGAAUUGAUACGGGUCCGCAGAUUUCUGGAUAUGGAACCUCGCGGCGUCGAGGUUCUGACGGGAUCAUUCCGAGCCCGAAUCCAGCGUUCUUAGAUCAUCUUGACCCCUCGGCCGGCGUGACGCCCCUGACCCCCACUGCGUGGUACCUAGGGCGUACGCCUUUUUUGGAGGCCGUGAGUUCGGGAUCAAAUACAAGUAUUCACCGGAGGACGAGAAGUGAUAUUGCUGGAAACUGGUCUGUUGAGGCCGCGUACCCUCCUCCCGAAUCCCACAUGGCGGUCCCGGCCCCCUUGCAGGCCGAUUCCCAAACAUGCCUAGACAACACGCCGCAGACGACCAAAUCACGCAUUCCGAUUUCAUCCCACCGCUUGAACUCGCCUUCCGUUUCGGACGAGUCUCCUCCCCCUUCAAGGGCGGGUACCAAUUCCGGAAACCGUGCCGCUGUUCAAGUCCAUCUGCCACCAAAGGGCGCCAGCCGCCUCCCUAAACCUUCGCCCAAAUCGCCGCGUGACAUGCCUAGAAAUGAUCAAUCACCAGGUCGUACGGCAUCCCCACGCGCAAAGCGGGAAAUGGCUCAUGGACGAUCCCGCCAGCAGCUUCCUGAAAGAAAUGCACUUUUAGAAGCUUACAUUGCCGCGCCUCCUCCGAAAAAGUCACCACCUUUGCGCAGCUCGCGGCCGCGCCAGCCUGUAUCCCACACUCAAUCGUCUCGAUCCAAGGUGGUCGAAACGGUGUCCAAUUUCCAGAGACAAAUCAACCGCGAUCGGGAGUUCAGAAAUUCCAGAGCCCGUGAACGUAGAUUGCCGGAAUUGGGCCAUGUCGACUUUGCAACUAGGCGAGAGAAGAUCCAGCAGGCUUUCAAUCGCACCGUCCAGGAGAAUGAGAGGAAGGAAGAGAAGGCCGCCGAACUCCGUCGUCAAGCCAAAGCCCAGGAAGAACAGGGUGAACCUGCGCAACCACCUACGCCAGAACCACUACAGUCUGUGGAAAGAGAAGCAGAGCCUGCUUCCCACCCCGAGGAUAACGCAACCGUGAUCGAGGAAGUAGACGCGGUCCCCGAUGAGGAACCAGACCGAGUGCUCGAAACGACGGAUCCCCGACCGCUACCUGAGCUUCACGUCAACACAGAUGUCCACACACAGGAGAACGCACAAGGCAUCUCCGCCACACAUAUGAUGACGAUGGAUUCUCCAACUCUCGGACACGCAGACAUAAUUCAGAGAGGCCUAGGAUUUGAGCCCGAGUCCCACCCUCCUCCCGCAUCUGAUGUUACCUCGGAGUCGAACGAUACCCAUGUGACUGCUUUCGAUACGGAGCCACAAGUCGACUUGUCACGGCAGAAUUUGCAUUCUUCACACAGGACUUUGUUGAGUCAGAUCAUGCAUAUCCGGGAGUCCAGUCCAAGCAGCUCAUCGUGUGACGAGCACGAGUGUAGCUUCUCCGAAACUGACGACAGAGAAUCCGUACCUAUCAUGUUGAGGAAUGCUUUUGCUUUUGAGGAUCACGCAGACAGCAGCGAUAACCCAGAGUCGUGUGAUCUAUAUAUGCGACAUGGUGCGACAAACGGUGAGACACCCAACAGGUGGAGCAUGAGUUCUUGGUCGUCGUCUCUUCGCAACCAGCAUUCUGUGGAUGAGCAGUGCGAACAAAGUGGGGAUGAGUUCUCCCAGGCUCAGCAGUGUGGAGAGGAUAGUGAAGCGGCAACCCAAUCCUGCUCUGCGUCUUCCAGUACUCCAUCUAUGACCGGACAUCAACUUCCGAGCUCAGAAUCCCAGAAAACCGACGAGACCCCCGAGAUAAGACACGCCCCGGUAUCUCAACCAAAUGGCUUCGCAUUUUCUAGCGCAUCGAGCUUGGCAAGACUAGGCGGGUGGGAUUCAAAGAGGGUUGGUCAGCUUUAUCUUCAGGAGCUAGCUAACGGCAGAGGACAUGGCCUUCCUUUGCCAGCAGUUCGCGCAUCUCCAGAGCCGGCACAUCCCCAUUUUGACGGAAAGGCAGACGGAGCACCUAAUAGUUUGCCUGAUGGCCCAGUCCUUGUAUCUCGUAUUGGGGAUCCUCCUACUUCGGAGCGAUCGGGACAUACAGCAAGCCUAGUUUUGCGUGAUGACUGGGAACAUGCGUCCCCUUCGAUCAUGGACUGGAUGCAAAUCGCCGCUGCUGAAGACGGGCCUGCCUUGCAAGAGCAAAAUGGCGACGCACGCCCUAGACACGAUAGUGCGCUAACUCCGCGUUUACUUACACCCAAUCCGCAAUCAUCAUGCUCAGAAGAGGGGGAUGAAGGAUUAGGCCUGGCCAUCAAGGUUCAUGUGCCCCAAGAACUCGAGUCUCAUGAGCGUUACGCCCCUCCGUCCGCUCAUGCCCCGGAACCGCUAGGCGAGGGUGCACCGACAGACAGUGGCGUCAGCCAACAGCGACCGCAGCUACCUUCGAGUGUCAACGCAGAGCAACGUUUCAGCACUAUCAUCUCCGGUAUAUUUGCGCCGUUGGACCCUGUUCAGAGCACCGGCAGUAGCGAAGAUUCCUCUCUUCGCAGGCUUGAGCCAAUCUCAUCCCCUCAAACAUUUGACUCAUCCUCUACCUCUCUAGUGCCUUCAACAUCGGAGCAAUUCCGUCUCAAGGCACAAUCUCCCUCGCCAGAGCAACGCCGUUUGAAAAAGCGCCGACAUGUGAUCAAGGAGCUUGUCGAUACGGAGUACACGUUUGGGAGAGACAUGAAAGUUGUCGACGACAUUUACAAAGGGACCUCGAGUUCAUGCUUGGAUCUCUCUGCAGACGACGUGAAGAUCCUUUUUGCGAACUCAGACCAAGUGGUGCAGUUUUCAAUGGCGUUCCAGGAUGCACUCAAAGAAGCAGCAAAGAGCGUCUAUGUGAUGCCCAAGUCACAACGCUGGAGCAGCAAACGCAAUGCGCGCCAUAAUACAUCCAAGACCGAGUCGGAGAAUUCGAGCACAGCGGGAAUAUCCGAUCUAGACAAAGACAGGAUGACCUACAUUGGUGAGGCAUUCAUGGCGCAGAUGGGCUACAUGGAGAAGGUUUAUGCCGAUUAUUUGAAGAACCAUGACGCUGCCAACAAGAAGCUUCAGACGUUGCAGCGCAACCCCAAGGUCGCUAUCUGGCUCAAAGAAUGCCGAGACUGGGCGUCUGAUCUGACGACUGCGUGGGAUUUGGAUUCCCUUCUUGUCAAGCCAGUGCAAAGGAUCUUGAAGUACCCUCUCUUGCUAGCUGAACUCCUCGACUCGACACCCAGCGACCAUCCCGACCAUCCCGCUCUUGUCAGUGCCCUCGAAGAGGUUACAAAUAUAUCUGUCCGUAUCAAUGAGAUGAAGAAACGAGCCGACCUAGUGGGCCAAGUCGUCGGUCGAAAACGAAAAGAGUCGGAUGUGAGGACGGGCCUGUCUAAAGCUUUCGGCCGACGGACCGAGAAAUUGAAACAGCAAGUGGGCCUUUCCGACAUGAUCGAGGACAAGGUGUAUGACACGCUCGCCCAGAAAUUUGGGGACAACUUUUUCCAACUCCAACUGGUCAUGCGUGACGCAGAGAUGUAUACUCGCGAGGUGCAGACUUCCAUGGAUGGGUUCAGUGAAUUUGUCGCGGCGAUUGAAGGAUUCGUCGAUGUUUCCCCGUCCAACUAUGCCGAAUUGGAGGGCAGAUGGCGUGAGCUGAAGGUUUCUGUUGGGGAGAUAAUGACCGUGGCGUUGCCUGAACACCUUGCGGUGGUUCGAAAGAGUGUCAUUGAUCCGAUGGUCACGUUGCUCAAACUCCACGAUGGCCCACAGAGAGUAAUGAAAAAGCGCGACAAGCGUCUCAUGGACUACGCUCGCUUCCGAACCGCGAAGGAACGAGGCGAUAAACCGGACAAGAAGACUACCGAACAAGGAGAACAAUUUGUGGCGCUGAAUGAGACCCUGAAAGACGAACUCCCCAAGCUCUAUUCCCUGACCGCCAAAUUGAUGGAGGCCUGUCUCAAGAAUUUUGUGCAUAUACAGACUACUUGGUUCCGCCAACUCCAGAACAAGCUCGGGUCUCUAUUUGAGUCGUUCCCCGAAGAUAUCCAGAAAAUUGUGGAAGACUGGUCCUGCAACUUCAACUAUUCCGAGGCGCAGGUUCUGUCUCUGGGGAUUUGCAAUGGCUCGCUGCUGGCUGACACCGUCAACCUCGUCAACUUCAACACGCCCUCAACUGGGGCCAACAUCAAUUCACCUCGACGGCCGUCCACCGUUAACAGUGUCAGUACCCGCGUGGGAUCAAUUAUGGAGGAUUCGCCCAAAGUGUCCCAAGAUCUCGGCAAUGGCCCUCAUUCUUUCCAUUCACCCAGCUUUGACAGUCAGUCUCAGGUGUCUCAUGGGCGUCACAGAGCUGAUUCGACCUUCUCUGGUCGUGCGGUGCAUGAGACCGCCGAGAUACCCAGAAGCCAACUGCUGCAACAGAUCACCAACACUUCCUCCGGUUCCAUACCAGCAUCCAACACCAACACUGAGUCCUUCCCAAGUCUACCUAGGUUGAGUCUUGACUCCCCUUUCCUGGUUGACGUUAUCGGCCCUUCGAACGAUGGGACGAAGCCCGAGGAUGAGCCGCCCGCAUCUCCUGAUGGGCGGUAUUCCGGUUUCUUCUCAUCUGCGAUGCCGAUGUCGGACAACCCACAGGAUAACGCAGCGGCGCGCAAGGAGCCCCCUCAUGAUCCAGCCGUGCUGUUCCUCGCUGCAAGUAUCUACGAGUUCAAUAUUGACCGGGCACGACGUGAGGCUGGGUACCCUUACCUGACGUAUGUUGUCGGGGAGAUCUUUGAUGUCAUCGCGGAGAAAGGGGAGCUGUGGCUCGCCAAGAACCAGGAUGAUCCUACUCACCAGUUUCAUAGACUGGCUGAGGAUCGCCGGCCGACCAACUUCGCUUUUCGUCCCUCUCCUCCUCCCCUCCCCCCCCGUCUCUGUUCGUCAAUUGCUGGGCUUAGCAUCGAUCUCUCUUACGCCGACUUGGUCUCCUCCUACUGGCCAGCCCGUUUCCUACCGUAUGUGAUUCGACCAUCGCAGCCGGGGAUCGCUUCAACCAGCCGAUUCCCUCUCUUAUUGGGGCUCGACACGAUGCGAGACGGUGGCCUAGGGAAAUUGCAGAGAAGGAUGAGAAGAUUCGGCGAUACAUUGAACCCGGACGAUGCAUAUCUAAGCUUAACAAGAGGGGACAUGCAGUCGUUGAAGAAUGACUGGCUUACUGACAAUGUCAUCUCCUUCUGGGAGGAAUAUCUUGAGCACGAAUUCCUCAUUCAAUACAAGUCCUCCAACAUCGUUCUCCUUCGGCCGAGCAUGUCGUUCAUGAUCCUUCAGACGCCAAACCCACAUUCCCUGCGUGAAGCCCUCCCGGACUUCUCCCGUACCACGCACGUCUUCCUCCCGAUAAAUGACUGUCGCAAUGUCACAGAAGCAGAGGGGGGCACGCACUGGUCGUUGCUCUUGAUUUCGAUUGUAGACGGGGUAGCGUUCCACUAUGAUUCGCUCCCCCCGGGCAACAUCUGGGAGGCGCGGAUAGUGACGAUGAAAUUCGGAGCUCUGCUGGGCCGACCGAUAAGAUACGUCCAUUUGGAGGACUCGCCUGUCCAAGAGAAUGGCAGUGACUGUGGUGUUUUUGUUUGCUUGAGCAUGCGUCAUCUGCUGCUGAAGCGACUGCUCACUGCCAACGCCAACGAGAAAGUCAGCAUGAGUCUUGGCGGGCGCAAGGUUGAUGCCCGUUCGGGGCGGAAAGAAAUCGCUAAGAUCAUUGAAGGCUUUCGGAAGGAAGGCGAACGGCGGAGAUCGUACGUUUGA
This is a messenger RNA of Aspergillus sclerotioniger CBS 115572, 6711 nucleotides long. RefSeq lists its product as uncharacterized. Gene Ontology annotation, biological process: intracellular signal transduction; proteolysis. Lineage: Eukaryota; Fungi; Ascomycota; Eurotiomycetes; Eurotiales; Aspergillaceae. Gene Ontology annotation, cellular component: cytoplasm. Gene Ontology annotation, molecular function: protein binding; cysteine-type peptidase activity; guanyl-nucleotide exchange factor activity. Bases 1 to 6711 code for a protein of 2236 amino acids. The record is from RefSeq and is a predicted model, not a curated record. The transcript is spliced from 9 exons.